This is a messenger RNA of Biomphalaria glabrata, 2498 nucleotides long. RefSeq lists its product as uncharacterized. Bases 467 to 1120 code for a protein of 217 amino acids. NCBI's taxonomy places the organism in Eukaryota, Metazoa, Mollusca, Gastropoda, Planorbidae. The transcript is spliced from 4 exons. The record is from RefSeq and is a predicted model, not a curated record.
UUUAAGACAUAAUCACCAUGGUGUUAAAGUAGUUUAAAAAGCCUCUACCAGUCUACUGGAUAGGUACCCAGCCAAGACUAACGAGCCUCUACCAGUCUACUGGAUAGGUACCCAGCCAAGACUAACAAGCCUCUACCAGUCUACUGGAUAGGUACCCAGCCAAGACUAACAAGCCUCUACCAGUCAACUGGAUAGGUACCCAGCCAAGACUAACAAGCCUCUACCAGUCAACUGGAUAGGUACCCAGCCAAGACUAACAAGCCUCUACCAGUCAACUGGAUAGGUACCCAGCCAAGACUAACGAGCUCCUAGUGCUUACUGGUUAAGGCGCCAGUUACUCGCCUUCGCCCCUUCUGCUAGUGAAAACAGUUACGUCGAAUUCAAUGUCAGAGCCACCCCGUUAAGUCCAGAAGUUAGACUGGUUGACAGAGGAAGCAGUUUAAAGGUAAAGAAAUUGUCUCUGAAAAUGGCGACGGUAUUACUCUUAAUUGUCGUUCUUUGUGCGGUCAGCGGGUCACCUACGAGCGUGUCACAAAAGACAAAACCUCCAGAACCACAGCAGUUUUCUACAAGUGUUGAAGAUGCCCACCCAAGGACAACACCCUUGGGUGCAGCGUUGUCCAGGAUCAUCAGUUCCAUGGUAGACAAGGGGCCAACAAAGUCUGGGGAUGACGUUCUUGGCCUUCCAGACGACAUUGUGUUCGACGCUCUGAUGGGAAACAUCAACACGCUGCAGGAACAAAUUGAGCUUUGUGAAGAAGAGUUGAUAGAGAAAGUUGGCAAUACCCGGACACAAGGUCAUGGUCAUCAUCCAGACGAUAGAAGCGGCAGAGAAACUGAAACGCCAAGCAGACAUCACCAUGGAGAUACGCAAGACGAUCCCGAAAACAAUGAUGGCGACGACGCUGAAGAGAAAAACAAGGCUCCACACGCACUUAGCAGAAGAAUUAGAUCUUCUGCUCUAAAACCUGCGGUCAAAAUCCAGGUCGAAUCUCAUGAUAGUUUUGUGCGCGAUCUAGUGAAUCGAUUAUCGUCAAGACUGGAAUACUUGAAAGUCUCAUUGUCUCAAUGUUAUGAUCUGUUUAAAGUCUGGAACAAGAAGCAGACACUGAAAUACUAAGAACAAUUAUUUUCCAACGUGGAUCGAGAGUAUAACAAAAGUUUGUAUAAGGGAAAGAACCGCAAAAUCACUGUCAUAGAUCUAAAUACUGCAGGAAUAGGCUCCAUUUUUAUUUUAACUAAUUAGUGGAUUUUUUUUAAACGUGAUUCACGUAUUGUCAUCGACUAUAUAUAAUUCUGCAAAAUUUCAACUUGAUCCAAGAAUAAGAAGUGGGAGAAAUAACGUGUACAAAACGUUAUUAGGGGAAUAACUCCACAUAUACAGCUACACCUCUCAAUAAGCAACUUUUAUUUUUCUUUUCGAUACCAAAAAAAAAAUUAAUUAAUUACCAAUAGUUAAAUAUGUAAUUGGUUAAUUUCUUGAUUGAUUAAUGUUUUGCUAGGUGCAACAUAUAAUUGUGUUUUAAGUCGCAACUUGAUCCGAGAGUGGGUGUAAAAGAAAUAACUAGUAUACAAAUUCUACCAGACAGGAAGAAUGAGUCGAUAUAAGCUUUGUAUAAGGUCUUAAAUAUAGGAGUGAGUUUUAUGUUCUCUUAUUAAAGAUUUUAACCAUAAAUUUCAAACACAGUAAUCCCUACUUCUUUUGCAUUUUGAUUAGUAAGUUCCGGUUUUAGGUCAUAAAUACAGUCCCAUAUAAAAAGAAGGCGAUUCGAUAUGGAGUCUUGCGGCGGCGAUAUAAUGGAGAUACCGGGGCGAUAUAAUGGAGUCUAAAGAGAACAUAGGAAAAUAAAAAGUGGAACAUUUGGGAGAGUUUUCGAAAUAGACAAACUAGACAAUGUCAAGGACGCCAUAUUCUUGCCAAAUGAAUUUAAAAAAUUGUUUUUGAGAUUAUAAAUUUGAUGUGUUGAGCAAUACUUCUUUACACCGGAUACAACUAAUAAAUUUAGUUAUUUAUAGUUAUUCGACAGAUAGGAAAACCUCUAAUAAUUGAUCGAAAUUACUUGACAAUAAAGAUUUAAAGGCAGGUCGAGAAAAAUAGAAAAACAAGCUGAAAAGUGGAUGAAGUGUUUAAAGUUGAACUUGGUUGUGUAUGUGCACAGUGCUGACUUCUGCUUCUUGGUGAUGUCGUUACAUUGUACCAGAGUAACGUCCCCUGAUGAGGUCUGAGGGGGAAAAAAAAACGUUAUGAGAAUGUUUUCGUUACUGUAACAAUUAAGGCCACAAUACUUUUUUCUUUAUUUUUACAGUUGUAAGUUCUACGCCAAUACAUUGUUUGAUUUGACAUUAAUGACGUGUCAUCUAGCGCGGAAUUUGUAUGUUAUAAGCAUAUUUGUAUAUGUCUAUUUAAAAAAAAAUACGUUCCACUAGUCUAUCUACUAUUAGGUAUCUCGGCUCAGACUUUUAAAAAAAAUAGUUUAUUAAAAAAAAUUUUAAACAUG